Messenger RNA from Xiphias gladius (swordfish), 3648 nucleotides. RefSeq names its product zinc finger protein 585A-like. The transcript is spliced from 9 exons. Bases 268 to 3384 code for a protein of 1038 amino acids. Lineage: Eukaryota; Metazoa; Chordata; Actinopteri; Istiophoriformes; Xiphiidae. The record is from RefSeq and is a predicted model, not a curated record.
GUAAAAUCUAUGUCAGGAAGAAGAAUCUCUGGAAAACAAAUCAAUGGCACCAUGUGAAUGCUUAUUUUGUUUAUUUAUGCGUUUGAGGGGGACGCAUCUCCUAAUUUAGAGGAACAGUUUUGCAGCUACAGGUGGAUAGUUUCCUCAGUUAGAUUUCUUUUUUAUCCAGUAACUACUAAUAGAAGUUAACUGUGACUGGGUAGCUAGCUAGCUGGCUAACAGCAGCUAACCACAGCUAGUCAAACUUUUCUACCCCGGUGUGAGAAGAUGGACUCAGAUGUUUUCACGGCCAUUUCCAAAGAUGACCCCUUACCUUUGGCUUCACUGCGCCUCUUGGUCCCACCUUUCCAGCUCAUGACAGCCUCUAUGUGGCAGGUGCUGAAGAAACAAGAUGUCAUGAACUACUGGAACGUGGCAGAGUUUGUCUCUUUGGUAAUUGACAUGGUCCCAGAGCUGCUGAUGUCCAAGCACAGGACACAACUGAACCUGGGAUUAAGAGCUAGGUAUAUCCUUGAGUUGUGCCGACGUGAACAGUUUGUGGAACCUGACUUCAUCUUAUCUCACCUGGACAAGAUUAAAUCACAGCACCCCAUCCAGCUGAAAGAAUCAGAAGAAGAGGAAGUAGCAGUUAACUUUCUUGAGUUGAUCCAGACUCUGCUCAAAGAUCCUGAAGAGAGACGAGACUUUUUCUUGGAGGUCUUCCCUUCAGAGUAUGGACCACAGUAUGACAGCGAUUUGCAGACACUGUUUUGGGAGUUUCUCUGUCGACUGGCUCAGCUGUUGCCAGUUCCUGACCUCAAACAGACUGUCUCCUGGCUUGGAGUUGAAUGCUCUGUUUUGGAGGAUUGCAUGCAUUCAGUCUCUGAGCCUGCAGACCUGAAAAAUUUACUCCAGCACCACAAACAUGUAGGGCAUUUAAAGCAACAUGUUCCACCUUGUAGCAUGGGCAACAGCAUCCUUUCCUCCCUCUCUGCAGUUACUCCUAGCAGAGUGGCAAUAACUACAGAACAACCCAUCGAAUCAUGCCAACUGCAAGGUCUCAGUAAUGAAACACACACUGUAUCAAUUGUGGACGAUGUAGCAGAUGAAAUAAUCACUGUGACGGAUUAUGCUGAGGUUGAAUUAGGCGCAAGCACCGACAUCGAGGUGGUAAUGGGAGAACAUGGCUAUGAAGGAACAGACAGUAGCACAGUAGGUGAUGAUUCGCUGCUAGUGCUUCCUGAUGAGACAACCAGGGAAGAGGAAGUUGGUGAAGCAGUAGGGGAAGCAACACAAGAAAAGGUUCAAAAUGAAUUGACAAACAUCGUCCAUCCAGAAGCUAGCAAGGACAACCCAGCUUUCUCCCAACACAAAUUCUCUGUGGGCCCUCAUGACUGCCCAGACUGCGAGAAGAAAUUUAAGUUUGCCUCUUUACUAAUCGCCCACAGGGUCAUCCACACUGGUGAACGCCCUCACUGCUGCAAUGACUGUGGUCGCUGCUUCUCUUUCAGGCAGUCCCUCGACAGGCACAAACACACACACAAAACUGGACGCAAAUAUGACUGCGUCAUCUGCGGCAAGACCUUCCACUCCUUGUCAGCCCGCACAGAGCACAAGCAAAAACACAUGGAGGACGGUGUUUACACAUGCCAGCGGUGCAGCAGGAAAUUCACCUGGGAGCUGGCACUUGCAAAGCAUUUAAAAACUCACACUGAUGAUCACACCGCUAACAAGCCCACAGAGAGUCGUACGGAUGGGCAAAAGGUUGUAAGUAAUGAAUAUGUCUGUGAGGAUCCUGUUGAACAUGCUGAGCCUGACUGCCAGGUGCAAGCAGAUGAUAAUGGUGAUCAGGAUCCAGAGAAUGCAGAAGUUCAGAGCAGUGAGUGUCCCACCUGUGAGUCUGGAAGCCUGGUCCCUGAACUUGAUAAUCAAGCCACCUCCCUUGUGAAAGUCCGCACAAGUGGCCGCAAACGCAAACCGACCAUGAAGAUUCAGGUGAUAAAUUUACAGAAGCGCAUGACUGCUAAGAGAAGGAAGAUCACUGAGGUCACCGCUCGAGCCCUGAGGCCUUUGCCUUUCAGUUGUGCAGAGCACUCUUAUGGGUCACCCAUGGUCUCAUCAAAGGACGGUGAUGAAAGUUUUGUAGCAGAUGACUCAUCAGCUGCUUUCUCCUGUCCGAAGUGCUCCUUCCACCAUUCAGAAGAAGUGCAGGUCCAGCAGCACAUUGACAGUGUUCACUGUGUUGAGGCUGAGGAGGAAAAGCGAUCCCUUCAGCCUCUCACAGAUGAAGAAGGACGUUUUAGUUGUCCGGAAUGUGAGAAGAGCUUCAAGUUCCAGUCUUUACUAAAAGCCCAUCAGCGCAUCCACACAGGCGAGCAACCCUUCCUAUGUUCUCAAUGUGGACGAUGUUUCUCUUUCAAACAGUCACUGGAGAGGCACAAGCAGACACACAAGUCUGGACGCAAGUAUGGGUGCCUGAUCUGUGGGGAGAUCUUCAAGUCAUUGGUAGCUCAGAGGGAGCACAAGAGCACCCACAUGGAGAAUGGCGAAUACCUGUGUUCAGAGUGUGGCCGGGCGUUUGCCUGGAAGUCAGCACUGGUGAGGCAUCUGAAGACCCACAGCGGAGAUGCUGACAAGGUGGAGCGUUCUUACAAAUGCCCUCGCUGUGACCUGGGCUUCAGCUGUGCCAGCUACCUCAACAGGCACCUCCAGACUCACCAGGAAGAAAGAGUCCACACCUGCAACUGCGGAAAGAGCUUUGCCUACCGAGCAGCUCUGACUGCACACCAACGCAUCCAUCAGAAGGAGCGGCCGCACACAUGUUCACAGUGCGGCAAGGGAUUCCUCUAUAAGGGUGGUUUGCUGAGCCACAUGAAGAUCCACUCAGAGGAAAUGCCCUUCAUGUGUUCUUUCUGUGGCAAGAGCUUCAAGAGGGAACGCAGUAUGAAGAAGCAUGAGCGCUGCCACACCAGGGAAGAUGUUUUCAGCUGCUCACAAUGCGACAAGAGUUUUGUCUACAAGGCGACUUUGAUCAGACACGAGCUGACUCAUUCAGGCGAGAGGCCGUACCUCUGCUCUGACUGUGGGAAGGGUUUCUUUUCCCACGCCGAGCUUCUGAAGCACGAGCGUUUCCACACGGGCCACAAGCCCUUCCAGUGCCCCCACUGUGGCAAGAAAUUCACUCAGUCUUGCUACCUGACCAUCCACCUGCGCUACCACACUGGAGUCCGGCCCUACUCCUGCACUGAGUGUGACAAGAGCUUCCUAAGUGCCAACCGCCUUAAAAGACACCAACGAACACAUUCAGGGGAAAAACCAUACCUCUGUGUAGAAUGUGGGAAGGGAUUCAGGCAGUCAUACAAUCUCAAAAUGCAUCAAAGAAGACAUAUCAUGAAGUUAACAUAGUUUGGUAAGACUUGACUUAUUGAUCGGGAGAUUAAUAUUUUGGAAAUUUAAAUUGUAUGCAAUUAUAGUUUGUAGUUUAGAAUAGGACAAAAGUAAUUGUAGAAGCAUUAUUGUGGCUCUCCUAUGUAACUGCUGUGAGCUGCAUCUAAUAUAGGAACUUGUGCUAGCAAGAACAGGUUCUUGUUGAAUGUCCACUUUUUCCAUUAUACUGAUUGCAUUUCAUUUCAUGGUUGUGUUGCAAUUAAAGCACACUGAGCAGAGGAA